Corythoichthys intestinalis (scribbled pipefish) is the source of this 2676-nucleotide messenger RNA. It is a transcript of the gene kcnip1a, whose product is annotated as Kv channel interacting protein 1 a. The coding region runs from base 206 to 1270 and encodes 354 amino acids. NCBI's taxonomy places the organism in Eukaryota, Metazoa, Chordata, Actinopteri, Syngnathiformes, Syngnathidae. The record is from RefSeq and is a predicted model, not a curated record. The transcript has 9 exons. Gene Ontology annotation, biological process: regulation of potassium ion transmembrane transport. Gene Ontology annotation, molecular function: transmembrane transporter binding; calcium ion binding; potassium channel regulator activity. Gene Ontology annotation, cellular component: voltage-gated potassium channel complex.
ACAGAAAGGGUGAGGAGUCUGAGGACUACAAGAAAACAGGAAAGCUGUUCUUGUUGGUCAAAACAAUGUAGCAAAAUUGGCGUAGAAAUUUAAAAGAGCUGGAAAUACAAUGAUCAUUGUUGGCCGUCCAUGCCGUCCAAGGAAGUAAUCAAUACGACACAAGCCUCACCUGAUUAGAAAGGUAGUAAAAAAAAAAAAAAUCACCAUGCAUUUUCUCUGCAGUUGGCUCAAGAAUUACUGGAUGACUGUUUCCCAUCACACAAUACCGCUGAGUAGUGGCAUGCAAGAGUGUCGUCCACGUAGGAAGCCUCACCUUAAGACAAAGCACAACAAAGGCAGACUGGAAUUUUUAAGUGGCAAUGAUCACAAAGAACAACACUUCUGGAAUUCUUUUAUUCGGCCCGAUGAUCCCAAGUUUUUGCAACUAAUGGCUUCGAUAAUGGCAUCGCAAAGCAGGGUAAGGAAGUCACACGGAUACGAGCGCGAUCCUCUCUGCAUUCUUCAUCCGCCACAAGAAGUUGAUUUUCAUCUACUUCCACCACUUUUACUACUUUUCUACUGCCAGUGGGAGGCUGGUUCUGCUCUGAUCAGCAUGGCUGGCUGUGCCAAGCGCUGCAAACGGGCUGUCGUCAAGUUUGUUUUGUCAAUUCACAAACUCCUUACGGGAACCCUCAUCAAAGACAAAGCAGAUGAUGACCUGGAGAUGACGAUGGUGUGUCAUCGACCGGAAGGCCUAGAUCAGCUGGAGGCUCAGACCAAUUUCAGCAAAAGAGAACUCCAAGUGCUGUACAGAGGCUUCAAGAACGAGUGUCCAAGUGGAAUAGUCAAUGAGGAUACCUUCAAGCAAAUAUACUCCCAAUUUUUCCCACAUGGAGAUGCCAGCACCUAUGCACACUACCUGUUUAACGCAUUUGACACAGCACAGUCAGGCACCAUAAAGUUUGAGGACUUUGUAACGGCACUGUCCAUCCUGCUGAGGGGCUCCAUUACAGAGAAGCUCCAGUGGACAUUUAACCUAUAUGACAUCAACAGAGACGGAUACAUCAACAAAGAGGAAAUGACAGACAUUGUCAGAGCCAUUUAUGACAUGAUGGGCAAGUACACUUACCCUGCCUUGAAAACAGAUGCACACAAACAGCACGUGGAUGCCUUUUUUCAGAAAAUGGACAAAAACAGAGACGGUGUGGUCACCAUUGAUGAAUUCAUCUUUUCUUGUCAAGAGGAUGAAAACAUCAUGAGGUCUCUUCAACUGUUCGAAAACGUCAUCUAGACACCGUGUGAGAACAGGGACGUGGUCUCAUGAAGCAAGAUGAGAAGGAAAAGCAUUCAUAAAAAAAUAAGACUAUGUAUAUUUAAAAAAAAAACAAAAAAACAAUUGGAAGGUGUUUUGUGGGAACAUCGCUGGAUCUGGGUAAAAGUCCUGUUGACUUUUACCUAUGUUGUUUGUUUAUGUCCUUUUGUUUGGUGUGUAUUUUGUGUAAAUAAUCAUUCCUGUCACUUUUGGUUGAGCACAAAAGUGGACACUCACUAUAAGCAAGACCCAUACGGCUGAUAACAACUGUGCUCUUUUGUAAAUCUAUUUGUUGAUCCAGCAAAAAAGAGCAAUACUGUAAUGCAUGCAAGGGGGAGGAUCUAUUUCAAGUAUGUGUGCCAUACAAGAGGACAGUCCAAAUGAUUGACCCGAUUUCUGCCACAGCCAUUCCCAUAUGAGAAAAAAACAUAUUGUGACCAAAUGUGUUCUACAGGUGUCUGUUCAAGUCUCAAUGGUGUAACAAUACUGAAUUAAAUGUUAUAUUUUGUUGCUUCUGCCUCCAUCAUCGCUGCUCGUCUGUGUCUUUCUAUCUCUUUCAGCAUAGUUGACAUCAUAAUGUGGGAAUUUACGUUUUUUCUCGUCAACUAUAGAGGACAUUAACUUUGGGAAUUUUACUGGCACACAGUGGGAGACAGACUCUGGAGCGUGCAUGUGUGUCCCUAUGUGAACUUUUUGUGCGUCUGAAUAUUAAAGCACCAUUUGUUGGAGUAUGUAAUUCUCAUAUUAUGUGCAGCUAUAAGCAGACGGUGCGAUAUGGAGGAACCUUUUGGAUUUGGGUCAACAUGGUCGACCAAAUUUUCACUGUGAAGGCAUGACAACCUUAUGGUAGAAUUCUGAAAAUGUGACUUUUCAAGAAUGAGCCUGAUAUGUUAUUUCCGAAGCCAUUUUGUUUAAGAGCCAUUGUUUAGAAGAGUAGUAAGGACAUCAACUUCUGCUCAUUGUGCCACAAUGGUGCACUCUUUUCUCAGAAUUAAUUGGAAAUCAUACAUAAGGUCAGAGCUGAACUUUUUCAGCAACGACAGUACUCCACUACAGUUCUCUAUCUCUAUUUUACACAUAAUUAUUGCAUUGUGACACUGGAUGAGCAUAAGGGCUUAUUGUUUUUUUUAUAUUUAGCCAUAAUCUUACGAACUAAGCUUUAACCACCCACUCCAGACCCCAAAUGACUUGGUUUCUUCUUUACUGUACCACUUGUCAUUCAUUCAAAUACUACCAAAUUAGGAACAGGCUCCAGUGUGACGGCUUAUCAUGUACUAGACAUACAGUAAGGCAGUACAGAAAGACGGACAACAUAACAGCUGUCAGAAUGAACUUAUGUGCAGUGAAUUGUAUCAAAAUGAAUAUAUUUAUCAAUAAACUUUUUA